This is a messenger RNA of Phacochoerus africanus (Common warthog), 3397 nucleotides long. RefSeq names its product ligand of numb-protein X 1 (gene LNX1). Gene Ontology annotation, biological process: ubiquitin-dependent protein catabolic process. The coding region runs from base 734 to 2932 and encodes 732 amino acids. Lineage: Eukaryota; Metazoa; Chordata; Mammalia; Artiodactyla; Suidae. The record is from RefSeq and is a predicted model, not a curated record. Gene Ontology annotation, molecular function: ubiquitin-protein transferase activity; protein binding. The transcript has 14 exons. Gene Ontology annotation, cellular component: cytoplasm.
CUUGUUACCGAUGCUCCUGGGUGGCUGUUCUGCGGGGGCUGCUCUCCCCUGGUUGAUGGAUCAGCUCUGUGCAAAGCCUGCAGACGGGGCCUGGGAUGAGCUGAUGAACUGCAAAGCGGGGUGGUUCUCAUGCGUGUCUGGAAGACAGGCCAUAGGAAAGAGGAAGAGUAUUUUUCUGGGCUACUGCUGAGUCAGAAAAACUUAGCUCCCAAAUGGACUGUACCAAGAGGCCUUACCUGGCUGGAAACUGAUUCACAGCAUAGCAAAGAGGCCGUAGCCAUCGCUCUUGAGUGCUGCCUGGAUCGUGUUACUGGAGUCAAGUGUGAGAAACUCAUAAAAGAUGCAGCAGCUUCUGGGUGCAUGAAAGCCCCUGCUGUGACACCUUCUCGUGCUCCCCAAAGGGCAUCUUUUAUCCGGGCCUGAGCCAUGAGGAAGGCUUUCUCCCACCUUCUACUCUGCCCAGUAUUUUUCAUGAGGUCUGUGGAAAAGAGCCUGUGAGUGGGCACCUGUACUCUGAGGUGGACGCUGAUCACUGCUCGGUUGGCCCAGGGAGCUGCUGAAUUCACCCACAAGGUGUGAGAACUGCAGGGCUGGUGCUGCUUUGAGAGCCGUAGGCAACACUUAAAAAGGUUUGUGGAUGGCACCGAGAAGAUCUUGAUUUGCUCCAGAGGAAAUACUGUAUCCCCUGGGUUGGUUUCCUGUGCUCCUGCCCUGCCCUGCUGCCCAGCUGACCAUGAACCUGUCAGACCCCGCUGAUGAACCGGACCUCAGCCCUGCACCCCUAUGUGUGGUGUGUGGCCAAGCCCACUCCCCCGAGGAAAACCACUUCUACACCUACCCAGAAGAGGUGGACGAUGACCUCAUUUGCCACAUCUGCCUGCAGGCACUGCUGGACCCUCUGGACACUCCCUGUGGACACACAUACUGCACAGUCUGCCUCACCAACUUCCUGGUGGAGAAGGACUUCUGCCCCGUGGACCGCAAGCCUGUGGUCUUGCAGCACUGCAAGAAAUCCAGCAUCCUGGUCAACAAGCUCCUCAACAAGCUGCUGGUGACCUGCCCAUUCACCGAGCACUGUGAGGAGGUGCUGCAGCGCUGUGACCUGGAGCAUCACUUUCAAACAAGCUGUAAAGGUGCCUCCCACUACGGCCUCACCAAAGACAGGAAGAGGCGCUCCCAGGAUGGCUGUCCCGACGGUUGUGCCAGCCUCACGGCCACAGCGCUCUCCCCAGAGGCUUCUGCAGCUGCCACCAUCUCCUUAAUGACAGACGAGCCUGGCCUAGACAACCCUGCCUACGUGUCCACAGCGGAGGACGGUCAGCCAGCCACGGGGCCCCUGGACUCUGGCCGGAGCAACCGAACGCGGGCACGGCCCUUUGAGCGAUCCACCAUCAGAAGCAGAUCUUUUAAAAAAAUAAACCGAGCUUUGAGUGUUCUUCGAAGGACAAAGAGUGGAAGUACAGUUGCCAACCAAUCCGACCAGGGCAGAGAGGAUUCUGAAAACACCACCGCCCCUGACAUCUUUCCAAGGUUGUAUCACCUGAUUCCAGAUGGUGAAAUUACCAGCAUCAAGAUCAAUCGCGUGGAUCCCAAUGAAAACCUCUCCAUUAGGCUUGUGGGAGGCAGCGAAACCCCCCUGGUCCAUAUCAUUAUCCAGCACAUUUAUCGUGAUGGGGUGAUUGCCAGAGACGGCCGGCUACUGCCAGGAGACAUCAUCCUAAAGGUCAACGGGAUGGACAUCAGCAACGUGCGUCACAGCUACGCCCUGCGCCUCCUGCGGCAGCCCUGCCACGUGCUGCGCCUGACGGUGCUGCGGGAGCAGAAGUUCCGGAGCAGGAAUGACACGCCGCCCCUGGACACCUACGGUCCCCGGGAUGACAGUUUCCACGUGAUCCUCAACAAAAGCAGCCCCGACGAGCAGCUUGGCAUAAAACUGGUACGCAGGGUGGAUGAGCCUGGGGUGUUCAUUUUCAACGUGCUGGAUGGUGGCGUAGCGGACCGCCACGGUCAGCUGGAGGAGAACGAUCGGGUAUUGGCCAUCAAUGGACAUGAUCUUCGGUACGGCAGCCCGGAAAGCGCCGCGCAUCUGAUUCAGGCCAGUGAAAGGCGCGUUCAUCUCGUCGUGUCCCGCCAGGCUCAGCAGCAGGGUCCUGACAUCUUUCAGGAGGCGAGCUGGAGCAGCAACGGCAGCCAGUCCCCAGGGCCGGGGGACAGGAGCAACACUCCCAAGCCCCUCCAUCCUGGGGUCAUUUGUCACGAGAAGGUGGUAAGUGUCCGAAAAGAACCCAGCGAAUCCCUCGGCAUGACCGUCGCAGGGGGAGCAUCACACAGGGAGUGGGAUUUGCCGAUCUAUGUCAUCAGUGUUGAGCCCGGAGGAGUCAUAAGCAGAGAUGGAAGAAUAAAAACAGGUGACAUUCUGUUGAAUGUGAACGGGAUUGAACUAACAGAGGUCAGCCGGAGCGAGGCAGUUGCUUUAUUGAAAAGCACAUCCUCCUCGGUGGUACUUAAGGCUUUGGAAGUCAAAGAAUAUGAGCCCCAGGAAGACUGCAGCAGCCCAGCAGCCCUGGACUCCAACCACAACACAGCCCCACCCGGCGACUGGUCCCCCUCCUGGGUCAUGUGGCUGGAAUUACCACAGUACCUGUAUAACUGUAAAGAUGUUGUAUUACGAAGAAACACAGCUGGAAGUCUGGGCUUCUGCAUUGUAGGAGGUUACGAAGAAUACAAUGGGAACAAACCUUUCUUCAUCAAAUCCAUUGUGGAAGGAACACCAGCAUACAAUGAUGGAAGAAUUAGAUGUGGGGAUAUUCUUCUUGCUGUAAAUGGUAGAAGUACAUCAGGAAUGAUACAUGCUUGCUUGGCAAGGAUGCUGAAAGAACUUAAAGGAAAAAUUACUCUCACUAUUGUUUCUUGGCCUGGCACUUUUUUAUAGAAUCAAUGAUGGAUCACAGAAAAACAGGAAAUCACAAAUAAGCUAAGUUGAAACACUGUAUUUAUCUUGUCAAUUUUUGUAUUUGAAGGCUAUAUUGUAAAAAUGUGAAUUUUAAUGUCAGGAAAAGUAUGAUCUAAUGAAAGCCAGUUACAUCUUGAGAAAAUAUUAAUUCUCAAGACAAAACAUUACUAAUAAUUUCUAUUCACUGUAGAGAAUUUCUCAUUACUCUACAACGUUUAAGUUUAUAUUUUUCUAUUCAAUAAAAAGCUCUCAAACAGCUGAUAUGGUCUGUAUGACCCCACUGAAUUCAAAUCCCCCCAGUUAAAUUAACAAUCUGGUAUAUGCUAAGGUCUCUGCAAAAGGUACAAUCUGGACAUUUUAAAAACAAUUUCUGGACAGAGGAUUUUUAAAGUGCAUUGCUGGAAAAUGUUCAUGAAAUGAGAAAUAAAUAUUUUUCAAAAAUUA